UUGACCGAAACUGAAAUAUCUUUUCAUUUUAGGGCAUUUCAGUUUUUACUGUAGCCAGUAAUAAAAUUGAAUUAUAAUCUUCAAACUUCGGAAAAAAUUCUUCGUGCUAACAAAAUUCUUAAAAAAGGAGAAAAUCGGACCAGAGUUUUAGAAAUUUUUUUCUAAAGAAUCCAGAUUACAAUCGAACUUUAAAAAUGGAACUCAGCGAAAACGAUGGAAAUUAUUUCAAUUUGACGCCUUUAAGCUGGGAAGAUGUAACAAAGGAACUUGAAGAUAACAAAACACAAAGUAUGAAUUCUUCGUCAGGCUCCCUCGUGUGGAGCCAGCAGAUUCGACCGAUUGCAUCUACAAUGAGCAGCAUAACUUUAAGCGAAAGCUUCAAUUUCCGAAAGAAUGCGGGAAUGACUCCCAAGAUGAAUUUAAAGCCAAAAAAUAGCAUCGAAACUUUGCGUAAUAAAUUGAAACACGAAUCCCAAAUCGAAAUCAAGGAAAAUACGUCUACAAAUGUCUUGAAUGCAGACUCCCCGGAAAACUCAAGAUACUCAAAACACCCAGAUACCCAGGAACCCUCAAUGCCUGUUUUAACCAAAGAAACCAAUAAGUCGAUUCCAUCAUCGGAAGAGAAAAUAACUCAGUAUUCUUCGAUUACUGAAUCCACAAAAAGCAGAUCAAGUCCAAUUUCAAUUUCGCAAUUUAAUUUCAACUCAAAAAAGACGAGCAGUUUCGUAACAGUUGACGCGACUUACGAUUCAGAUACAGACAUGUUCGAUGACUUUGAAUGCGAAACAGAAACACCCACAUCAUCUACUCUAUCUCCCAGACUUUUUGCUAAUUUUUCAUGUCCAUAUUCCGAAGAAAAAUCAAAUUUCGCGCCCCAGUCUAGCCUCGAUCAAACCUGUUAUUUAGAAGAGGAACUGUUUAAAUUUUCUAGGGAGGAAAUCAAAGCCAAGAUCGACCAGAUCUUAACAUUCCUGGAAAAUUGACUCAAAUCGAAACGUAUAAUUUGUUUUUAUUAU
Messenger RNA from Belonocnema kinseyi, 1016 nucleotides. RefSeq lists its product as uncharacterized. The coding region runs from base 195 to 983 and encodes 262 amino acids. The transcript has 3 exons. The record is from RefSeq and is a predicted model, not a curated record. NCBI's taxonomy places the organism in Eukaryota, Metazoa, Arthropoda, Insecta, Hymenoptera, Cynipidae.